UUGAUUAUGUACUACGAUGGUUUGUAUCCACAUUUUUGGCUAAAAAAGACAGUUUCUUAACAAUGGAGGCUGAACUCGGAGUGAGUAGGGUAAAGUAUUAUCACUAGUUCUUCCUUUACAUCUGCAUUUUCGAUUUUCCUGUUCUUGGAGGCCUUGGAUCGGAUUCUAAAGAUUUCGUUGAAGAGAAGAAAAAAAAACAUAGAGGAGAAAGAAGAGCAUUGUGGAUUAUAAUGGAGAAAGAGAUUUGUAGAAGACAACUUUCAAGAGAAGGGAUAGGAUGUGUUUGGGUGUUUAUGAGCAUGUUUGAUUUCAGGCAUGGUGGGCCUAACCAGAAACUGUUGAUGGAUAAGAAACGUGGAAGCAAAAGAAUCAUAGGCAUUGAGACCAAGGUUGAGAAGCAGCUUACCUGUGACAAUGAGGAGAGUGAAGAUGGAAUGCAGAGUGUCAAGAAGCUCAUAGAAGAGGAGAUUGAUGAGCAAAAGUGUGAUUUUGAAUGCAGAGGAGGGACAAAGGCGAGAAGCCGGAAGAGGGGAAGUAGAAACUGCAGCAAAGCCAGUGAUGAUAUCAACGUUUCUAUUGCCGGUGAUGAUGAUGAUGAUCAUGCAGAUGAUCAGUGUCUGAGAAUAUCUCAGAGCGAAGCUGACUCGAUAAGUGAUGAUUCCGAAGAGAAAUUCAGCGAGCUGAUAAAGAGGUUGAUAGCUCAGAAGGAAAGUGAGAUAGAUGUGCCAGUAUCUGGAGAUUCUCCGAGAGCCAAAGAAUGUACACAAACAAUUGUAAUUUUGAAGCCUGAACCAAAUAGCUUGGAUGUUGGCUCAUCACCUGAAACACAUGCUAGAGGAAACAAGUCUAAAAAUGGGAGGUUCGGCUCUCGCUUCAUUCUCAGUAGAAUCAGAAGAAGACUAAAAUCAGCUGUUGGAAAGAAUCCAUGCAACGCUCAACACUCCUCUGAUCCAGAUCCAGUUGCAUUGUCGUCUAGCAUGACUCAAAACUGUUCUUUGGGAGAAGAUAUAGAGACUAAUAAUUCCGGGCGGCAUGUUUCAGAUGGGGAAAUGUUGCCUGAAGUUGCUUCAAAAGGUGAGGCUACUAAAGAGGAAAUUAUCCAUGGAAGUGAAGAUACGAAGAAGAGUAUGUGCGGUAUAUACAUCGCAGCCAAGAAACAUCUGUCUGAAAUGCUUGCAGAAGGAGAUAUAGAUGUGGAUUUACCUGAUAAGCAAGUACCAAGAAUCCUGGGGAGGAUUCUUGCUCUCCCUGAGUUCUCCACACCAGAAAGCAGUCCAAGAAUGACCUUGGCGCAUGAUUUUGUUGGUCAUCAGAUAACAGAGAAACCAAAGAUUCAACAAUGCAGUUCGGAAGAUUACUCUGAGACACUUGGAUUGGAUUCAAGCAAGCAUGAAGAAACAACGUCUACGAGUGAUAUCCUAGUUCCCCGAGCAGGCGUCUCAGACACUGAGAAGGAAGGGGAAGAGAAGACUGUUCUGGAUUCGUUGUCUAUAGCAAAUAGCUCUUCCGUUAUCCAACAAGAUGGAUAUGUUGAUGAGGAUAAGCACCAGCAACUCUUGGAAAAGGAAACUUUUGACGAGAGCCAUUCACCGUGUUCUCCACCAAACUCUUCAGUUAGAAUGUCUGAUUGCCAAGAAAAUUCUACAGAUGUGCCAGGAAAGUCAAGUCCCGUGUCUGUGCUUGAGCCUCUCUUUACAGAUGAUGACAUUAGUCCAGAUAGCUCCAGGUUCUCUUCAGUCAAAAUGCGGUUGCAACCACUGUGCAUAAGAUUCGACGAACCUGAUUCUCCGAGACCCGACAAAGAAAAUGAAGUCAAAACUAGAAUGGAUGACAAGGAAUUGGCACUUGCAUACAUUCAAGCCGUGGUGAAAUCCUCAGACUUGAACUGGGAAGAGCUCUUGGUGAGAUCUUUUUAUUCGGAGCAGAUUCUUGAGCAGGCUCUAAUGGAUGACAUUGAUUUCUGCUCAACAAACUUCUGCAACGACAAGAAACUCCUCUUUGACUGUAUCAAUGAAGUUCUUAUGGAGUUGUGUGGGCAUGGCCCUUGGAUUUCAUUCGCCAAACCUGCAGUCCGGUUUGUCCCAGACAUGGAAAAUGCUGAUGAAUUGGUGCAAGAAGAGGUUUACUGGCAUCUCUUACCUUUGCCUUCUCCUCACACGUUAGACCAGAUAGUGAGGAAAGACCUGGCUAGGACUGGAAGCUGGAUGGACCUCCGCUUUGAUAUCGGCUGCAUCGGUUCUGAAACAGGCGAAAGAAUCCUUGAAGAACUUCUAGAAGAGAUAGUCAGCAACUGCACAGACUUUUUCCAAGCUGAAACACAGUCAACAAAACCACAAUGCACAAGUUGAUUCCUUGAGUUUCAAUGCUCCAACCAACACUUGGUGCAAGAAAACUUGUGCUUACAAGAACGACACUCAUGGUCGUCGUCAGGAGGCUCCUUCGUUUACUCUGAACAGUUUCACUUCCACUGCCAUGGAUAAGCUCUAGUUCCUUUUCUUGUGCAGAUACACACAACCACAGGUUUUAAUACCACAAAGACUGCUAUAAAACUAAAACAAACAAAAAACCUCUCUUUUCUUUUCUUUGCCAUUGGGCCUCUGUAGAGUUUUGAGUUAUGCUGUGAAUGUUAGCUGGUAUGUUGUUAUAUGAGGAUGAAUAAUAGACGAGGCUCGA
Molecule: messenger RNA, 2673 nt
Organism: Eutrema salsugineum
Lineage: Eukaryota; Viridiplantae; Streptophyta; Magnoliopsida; Brassicales; Brassicaceae
Exons: 8
Coding region: 231-2348 (705 amino acids)
Source: RefSeq, a predicted model, not a curated record